Messenger RNA from Apiotrichum porosum, 1704 nucleotides. RefSeq lists its product as uncharacterized. NCBI's taxonomy places the organism in Eukaryota, Fungi, Basidiomycota, Tremellomycetes, Trichosporonales, Trichosporonaceae. The transcript is spliced from 3 exons. Gene Ontology annotation, biological process: transmembrane transport. Gene Ontology annotation, molecular function: transmembrane transporter activity. The coding region runs from base 1 to 1704 and encodes 567 amino acids. The record is from RefSeq and is a predicted model, not a curated record.
AUGUUUUGGCACAUGAGUGACGACCUCAAGAACGAUCUAAAUGUCCCCGGCACAAAGGUUAUCAUUGACGACACGACCUCGGCCACUGGCAGCGACAACUUCAAGCUCACGCCCGUACCGUCGUCUGACCCCAACGACCCCCUCAACUGGACCCUGCGCCGCAAGUGGCUGUAUGUCAUCUGCAUGGUCAUGUGGGUCAUGGCGUCGUGCGCCGGCAUGGGUUCACUGUACCCCAUCUACGACGCCCUGUCAGAGGAGACUGGCUUGACCCUCGACCAGAUCAACACGGGUGCAGGCUAUCUCUACUUCUUCCAGCAGGUGUGGUCGCUCUUCAGCCAGCCGCUGGCUGUCACGAUUGGCACCCGCCCCAUCUUCAUUGUCACAUGUGCGGGACUCUGCAUCUUUCCCUUUUGCCUGUCACUGGUCAGCACCAACUCCCAAUGGGUCGGUCUUAUCAUCGUCAACUCCAUCUUCACCUCCCCUGUCUACGUCCUUCCUGAACUGGCCCUUUCUGACAUUUUCUUUUACCACGAGCGUUCCUUCCCGUUCGGCGUCUAUAUUUCGGCCAUUUGGGGCUGCGCGUUCGUUGUACCCAUCUACUCUGGAUUCCUGUACACACGCUUUGGACUCAACGGACCGACGUACUUUGCCGGUGGUUGCUGCGCCUUUGCAGCAGUGUUCCUCUUCCUCUUCCUCGAGGAGACAAACUUUGAACGCAAGGUUCCCGAGCAUGGCAACAAGGUUGAGGCCGAGACUAUCGACAAAACCACGGUAGAGUCUCGCUACGACUUGGAGAAGAUGACUGCCACGACGACGGACAUUGUGGCUGUUGAUGGCGAGGACAGCACGUCGUCGUCCCCCAGCUCUGGGUACGAAGCGUCUCCACACAUGUACAACCACAAGACCACGCCGUGGCCGGGACCCCGUCCAUUCCAAAAGUCGCCCGUGUCGCCACACUGGUGGGGUAUCCUCUGGCGCACAUGGUUCCAGAACUUUGCGUUCUACCGCCUGCCCAUCCUCCUCUGGUGCAGUGUCAUUAUGGCCUACACUCAAAUCUACUCGAAUAUCACCUCGGCUCUGAGCAGUGGAAUCCUCGGAGACGAGCCGUACAACAUGUCGCCCAACAUGGUAGGCCUCACUUUCGUGUCCCCGCUCUUGGCCAACAUCCCGGGCGCGCUUGCGGCAGGUUGGAUCACGGACUGGUGGACUAUCCGCAAGGCUCGUCAGAACGGUGGUGUGUCUGAACCCGAGGACAAGCUGUCGUUAUCCAUCAUCCCGACCAUCCUGUCACCCAUCGGAUGUCUCAUGAUGGGUUUGGGUCCUUACUACGGAGCCCACUGGAUCGUGUUUGUGCUCGGCGAGUUUGUCAUCACCAUCGCCGGCCCGCUCGCCAACCUGAUCGCCAUCAACUACGCUUUUGACGCCUACCACGGCAUCCAGCCAAAGGACCAGAGUGGGCCCCGCUUCGAGGUUCAAAAGGGUGCACCCUACAUUCUCUCUCCUACGCUGCUCGCGAUGGGCAUUUCAUUUGGCUUCAGCUACGCGAUCACGCCGUGGGCGUUCGACGCCGGGUUCAAGAUCUGGGCUAUUACGGCAGCCAUUGUCAGCAUCUGUAUGACUGGCAGUGGGCUGCUCAUGAUGAUCUGGGGCAAGCGCCUCAGGAAGAGCGGUGCCGGCUUCUAUGAGAAGAUCAUUAAUAUUUAG